Molecule: messenger RNA, 2363 nt
Organism: Magnolia sinica
Lineage: Eukaryota; Viridiplantae; Streptophyta; Magnoliopsida; Magnoliales; Magnoliaceae
Product: cysteine-rich receptor-like protein kinase 44
Exons: 7
Coding region: 152-2200 (682 amino acids)
Biological process (GO): protein phosphorylation
Molecular function (GO): ATP binding; protein kinase activity
Source: RefSeq, a predicted model, not a curated record
CCUUAUAAGUUGGACGAUCCGGAUUCACCGGACCUUAAAUGUAGAGCUGCAACGAACCAUGACUGGUUCAUCACGCUCACGGACCUGGAAACCUUCCUGUUUGUUAUAAAGCUCUUCAUAUUCCCAACAUCUCAAGACUCUAUUCCCCAAAAUGCAUUUCCUUGUAUCAAAAUCCAUCCAUUUACUUCUAUUUUCAUCCCUACUACUUCUUUCUCAAGAUCCCAUCUCAGCCGAAGAUCCGACCUUCGUAGUCUGUCCACCGGAAACUUCAAAUUACACUUUGGGGAGCCAAUUUGAAACCAAUCUCAACCGUCUACUGCCUUUGUUAUCUCCAAAUGGGUCCAUCAAUCUCACCGGCUACUACAACUACACCUCCGGCAAAGACACCAACAUAGUCUACGGCUACUCUCAAUGCAUGUCUGGUGCAACUGAAGAAGAUUGCAAAGAAUGCCUCAAGAAUUCAACAAAAGAGAUCAUCAGGCGGUGUUCCAACAGAAUGGAAGCUGUCAUCCGAUACUACAGGUGCAUCUUACGUUACUCCAACCGUCCAUUCUUCUCCGUAGACGACACUACCAUUAGGAUAGAGCUUAUCUUACUUCAGGAUGCUGAAAACGCAACCAUUUAUAAUAAUAAAUUAGGAAUUAUGAUGAAACGUCUGGCAUCUGAGGCCGGUUCAAAGCUUUCCAAAUUCACAACUGGAGACACAGAUCUGAAUGACUUCCAAAAAAUAUAUGGUCUGGCCCAGUGCACUAGAGACUUAUCAGCUGGUGAUUGCACGGCAUGUUUGGAAGGGAUGAUCAGCAGGAUUCCGAUAUGUUGUGAGAAUAAAAAAGGAGGGAAUGUCUAUAGUGUGAGUUGUAACAUAAGGUAUGAUCCAUAUCUUUUCUUUGAUAAUUCUCCACCGCCACCUCUUCCACUGCCGAUGUCUCCGCCACCGCCAAUUGCAGUUCCUCCACCUCCUUCGCAGCCUUCGGGCGAAAGGGAUGGAAGUAAGAAGAACGAAUCCAGAACGGUUAUUUUAAUCGUUGUCUCUGUUGUAAUUCCAUUAGUUAUAAUCAGCACCAUCUGCACUUGUUUAUGGACUAGGAGCAAGGCAAUCAGAAGAAAGCCAGAUAUGCGAGAUGACGUGAGUGAAGAUGAGAUUACAAGCAUGGGGUCAUUAACAUUUGAUUUGGUUACACUAAGAACUGCCACAAAUAACUUCUCUGAUGAAAAUAAACUCGGCAAAGGGGGCUUUGGGUCCGUUUACAAGGGAAAAUUAUCCGAUGGAAUGGAAAUAGCAGUGAAAAGGCUUUCAAGAAGGUCGAGGCAAGGGAUUGGAGAGCUGCGAAAUGAGGUGGAAUUGGUUAAGAAACUUCAGCACAGAAACCUUGUAAGGCUGUUUGGUUGCUGCUUAGAAGCGAAGGAGAUGAUUCUCAUCUAUGAAUACGUUCCAAACAAAAGCCUCGAUACAUUUCUUUUUGAUCCAAUCAGACGUUUACUACUGAACUGGGACAAACGGCUCGAAAUCAUCAAAGGAAUCGCUCGAGGACUUCUCUAUCUCCACGAAGAUUCCCGACUCCGGAUUAUUCAUAGGGAUUUGAAAGCCAGCAAUAUCUUGUUGGAUGCAGACAUGAAGCCUAAAAUUUCAGAUUUUGGAAUGGCUAGGCUUUUUGGCGGUGACCAAACACAAGGCAAUACGGAACGGAUUGCAGGAACAUAUGGAUACAUGGCCCCAGAGUAUGCUAUCAGGGGGAAAUUUUCGACAAAGUCAGAUGUCUUUAGUUUUGGUAUUUUAGUUCUAGAGAUUAUAACCGGUAAACAGAAUGCUGGUUUCGGAGACUCCCAACAUUCUUCAAACCUUCUAGAUCAUAUAUGGAAGCAUUGGACUGAAGGUAAAAUGUUAGAGCUGAUGGAUCGAACUCUUGAUCGGUGCCCAACACAGGAAGUGUUGAGAUGCAUUCAUAUGGGAUUGCUAUGCGUUCAAGAAGAUGCCAUCGAAAGGCCUACCAUGUCGUCUGUUGUUCUCAUGCUCAAUAACAAUACUGUAACUCUUCCGGUUCCUUUGAAGCCUGCAUUUGUUGUUGGUGCAAGUAUGGUGCGGUUAGAUCAGGCCUCAACAGAUUCAGAUUUUCAUGCAAGUGAGUCGGAACAAUCUAACAGUACAGUGAGACCAUGUUCUGUAAAUGAGGUUUCGAUUACAGAAUUAGACCCUCGGUAAUACUGCUGAAUUAGACCAUUUAAUAGAUUGCCGAAUUAGACCAUCUGUAAGGAUUAUUCCUUGUUUGAGUACAUUCUUGGCUAAGAGCCACAAGUCAUUUAAUUUAUACCUGCUCGAAUGUCUUUGAAUUUGAACAAAGGAAGAUGAGCUUUUGGUGCCGUCA